This is a messenger RNA of Nasonia vitripennis (jewel wasp), 4064 nucleotides long. RefSeq names its product zinc metalloproteinase-disintegrin-like batroxstatin-3 (gene mmd). Gene Ontology annotation, biological process: membrane protein ectodomain proteolysis. The transcript has 19 exons. Bases 358 to 3024 code for a protein of 888 amino acids. NCBI's taxonomy places the organism in Eukaryota, Metazoa, Arthropoda, Insecta, Hymenoptera, Pteromalidae. Gene Ontology annotation, molecular function: metalloendopeptidase activity; protein binding. The record is from RefSeq and is a predicted model, not a curated record.
UUCCAGUAUUAUUGAUUCGACAGGAAUGACGGGAAAUGGCGCAGGAAUCGAUAGAAGGCGGUUUCGCUUGGAACGGUGCUGUUGGAGGGGCUACAAAUAUUUUCAUACUCUGAACAGCAAAAGAAGAUGGCAAUUGUGACCGAGGCGUGAUCAUCUUUAGAACUGCGCUCAAAGUGAGUUCACCAGUUUCGUGUACAUUAGUUUCAAAUUCACGGCGUCAGUGAAUAAAAUAGAAGUAUUGUAAGAGGUUUUAGUGAAUAUAAAUGAUAAAAAGAAAAGAUAACAUCAACAGUGCAUUAUUGCCUUAGUAGUGUAACAUUAUAACAUGGAAAGAAACAAUGUUGUUAAGACGUAAACAUGUUUUGGGCACGUUGCGGACUCGUAUUUAUUGUAAUUAAUCUACCUGGAUUUUUAAACAGUGUCAAUACAACGUAUAAAAGAGAGGCAGAUUACACUUUAGAUGAUUCGUUCUGGAAUGAUGAAACGCCUGCUGGUGAAGUUGAACGACUGCUCCGCAUGUAUCAACAAAAUGAAGAGCUAGUUAGAAAUAUUGGAGCACACUUCUAUCAAAUCAUUUAUCCAGUUCAAUUACGUCAUCACGAAAAAAUGGGAAUAUCCACAAGAGAAGCUGGUAUUCCUAGAUUUCCUCAAAAGGGUACUUAUGGCGAUGGGAGUUAUUCAAGUGGGAGAUCAAGAUCAAGGACAGGAAAACACUUUCACCGAACAUCUCUUCUGAUAAAAGCCUUCAAUCAUAAAUUUCGUUUGGAUCUGGAAUUGAAUACACAACUUUUGGCUCCUAAUUUAUUACAAAAGGAUUAUUUAGCUGACGGAGCUCAACAAGUUUCUAAGCAGGAAAUAGAACAUUGUUAUUACCACGGUACGGUCAAAGAUUAUCCAGGAGCUAGUGCAGCAUUUCACACAUGUAACGGUGUUAGUGGUGUAAUUCAUUUAGGAAAUGAAACUUUCGUCAUUCAUCCUUUUUAUGGAGGGGACAUGUCGCAGAAACAUCCACACGUUAUAUUUGAAGCCAGAACAAAAGCAAGUAAGGGUUGUGCAAAUUCUGGAAGCCUAGAAUGGGGUUCCAAAUCUCGUCGUCAAAAACAUGUCAUGGGCCUAACAGAUAUAAUAACAAAUCGAUACAAGAGAGAUGUUCGUGAAGUUGCAAAAUAUAUUGAAACGGCAAUUUUUAUCGACAAAGCUAUGUUCGACAAAAGAAAUGGCAGUACAAGAGCAGAAGUUGUACAUGAUAUCAUUCAAGUAGCAAAUAUAGCCGAUUUGUAUUUUCGCACGCUUAAUACGAGAGUAUCUGUUGUAUACAUCGAAACAUGGCAAGGAGGAAAUCAAAUAUUAAUCGACAAAAAUACAGACAUUAGCAGAGUUUUACUGAAUUUUAAUGAUUAUAAAACUAGAAACAGGUUCCAAAUUUCUCACGACACAGCACAACUACUCACGGUAAAAAAGGGCAAGGAUUUGCAUUACAUUACAGGUGAAAGUUUUUCCGGAGGAGAAUCUGGAAUUGCCGUACCUGAUACGAUGUGUAGUCAAAAAUCGGUUGGAAUUAGCGUUGACCUGAACUCUUAUGAACCUCAUCUUCUUGCCGGUACCAUGGCACACAUGAUUGGACAUAAUAUUGGCAUGUCACAUGAUGAUGGCAGAACCGAGUGUCGGUGUCAUGACUGGCAUGGAUGUAUAAUGGCUCAAUCAAUAGUUGGUUUGGAAAACGUACAGCCUUAUAAGUUUUCAGAAUGCAGUAAAUCAGAUUAUAUAGGUGCUUUUAAGGAUGGAAAGGAUGUUUGCCUACUGAAUAAACCAAAUGAGUUAGAAGUAAGAAGAUUAUGUGGAAACAGGGUGAUUGACGAAGGUGAGCAGUGUGAUUGUGGUACUAUUGAAGAAUGCCAAAACCUUGAUCCUUGCUGUGAUCCUAUUACUUGUAAAUUAACGAGGGAAGCGGAGUGUGCUUCUGGACCAUGCUGUAAAAAUUGUAGAUUGCAGCCAAGAGGAUCAAUAUGUCGGGAAGCAGCAAAUGAGUGCGAUUUACCAGAAGUCUGUACUGGCGAUGUGGGUCAUUGUCCUUUAGAUGUUUACAAAAAAAAUGGACAUAUUUGUGCAGACGGUGAAGGGGUUUGCUUUAAUGGAAUUUGUCCUGCCUUAAAUCUACAGUGUGAACAAAUAUGGGGUUAUGGAGGAGUUGCAGCUGAUAAGCAAUGUUUUGAGCAAUUCAAUUCUAAAGGAUCAAUCAAUGGUCACUGUGGAACUGAAGCAUCAGGACAUUUUGUCAAGUGUGAACCAGAGAAUGUCCGAUGUGGCUUAUUACAAUGUCAAGAAGGAAGUAAACAACCUGCAAUCGACGGUAUUGAUACUCAAUAUUCAAGAACAAUAAUAUCUAUCAAAGGCAAAGAAUACGAAUGCAAUUGUAGGAAGAAAACCUAUGUAGUAUUACUCGGACCAAUCGCUUUAGUGAACCAUGACUGUAAUGCUAAUUGUAGUUAUACAUCAAAUGUUGAAGGAAUCAUGUAUCUCAGUUCGAAAAGAAAAAUACAAAAAGGCGAAGAAAUCACCUGUGUUUACAGUAAUGAUUAUUUCGAAAGUAAUAAUUUACUUUGUGAAUGUAAGACAUGCAAUGAUGCAAAACAUUUACAUAAAAGACAAUUAAAACCGAUUCAGUAUCAAAAUCUAUCAACAUCAAACAUUAUUGCCAGAAAACUAAUUGAGUUCAAAACAUUGACAGAAAAAAUGUUACCGUCAGAAUUUCAUGGAAAAUGCCAACGAAAGACUAAUAAUAAUUUUGAAAAAGGGUUAGCUUAUGACAAUGAAUUUUAUAGAAUAUUUAUUGAAUUUUUAAAAAUUAAUAGAAUAAUCUCAGAAACGACUGAAGAACCCAAACUGCAAGUUGAUCAAAUUAAAAGCAUAGUACUUGGAAUUUACAAAAACUGGCAUAUUUCAAGCUAUAAAGCAGUGGAAAAAUUUGUAACAAAGUAUUUUGAAAUCAUCAAGGAAGAUAUCAAAGGUAAGCAUUUAGAAUAAUUAGAAUAGUCAAGUUAAAAAGCAAAAAAUUAAAACCGUUACGCAAAUGUUUUACAAUUUCCUUAUUUAUUUUACUUGAGAACUCUGCUUAAAUCAGCAUACAAAAAAUGAUAUAUUAUUACAUUAUUAAUAUAUCAAAGUAAAUAACUUAGAUUAAUUUAUAUUUCUUCAAAAUAAUUAUUCCAAAAUUUCAUUUGUUACCUUUUGAUUGGAAAUAAACUUUCUGUGAAACCAUUAAAAUAAUUUCAUCAAACUUGAAUAGUUACCUGUAAAAUAAUAUUUUCCACAAAGUAAGGAUUUCUUAAAAUUGAUAAUUAUUGUCCAUAAAUGUAGCAAUAAAUAUACUUAUCUGAAGAGCUUUUGUUCCAAUAUAUGAAAUUCUACAAAUAUUAUUUUCUUUUUUAAAGAGUUAUCAACUCAAGCCAUUGACUCACUCUAAUCAUAUUAUCAUAUUAAAUAUUUAGAAUAUACACAAAUUUUAUUUUCAAUGAUAUACUGUGUAUGUGUAUACGUCUUUAUCAAUGUUGUUUUUGUUACACUAACAGCUGUUUGAAAUCCUGUCUAUACAAUAAGAUCCCUUCCAUUGUUCUGAUUAGCUGAAUCCUUAAACACGGAGUUAAUCUAAGAUAAUCAGCCAAUUAUAUUUAUGCUACUAACUUCACGUACCACAACAAAACAAGGAAACAGAACACAGAACAACGGAACAGAAACCAUUGUAGACAGGCUCCUGCACCUUGUUCGAAAAUUUCGUCGAUCACUAUUUCGUUAAAAUUAGCUAUAAUACCUAAGAAUAAGACUAUUUGUCUUGAGAAUAUUAUUGCAAUAUCCGUUAUUGUAAGCCCUAAAAAGACAAUUAUUUUAAUAUGAUUUUUCUAUAAAGUUCUGCACGCACGUAAAUGAACACGACAGAUCAAGUAAAGACAUAUAAAGGAAGAGCGACAAACACGUGUGAAAAAGAGGCGCUUGUUCCACCAAAAUCCUCGCAGUACUUGUCAUUUUUUGUACGUGAAUUGGAUCAUAUAUUUAUUUAUAUAUACAAA